AGGAGUCAGCGCAUCAUCAGCUGGAUUUUACAAAAACCGCCAUCAUGCAAAAGAAAAUAUCGUGCAAGCGUUGCCAAUAUCGUAAACUCAAGUGCUCCAGAACAGAGCCAUGCGAAAGUUGUUCCGAAGCAAGUAAACCAUGUGAGUAUCGCGAGCAAGAUAAGAAGAAAAGGCCAGUGUCUUCAAAGUAUGUGUCUGAGCUUGAAGAACGCAUCGCGUAUCUUGAGGGGUUGAUCAUAAAGAUACGCGACACGGUCCCGGAAGCGCGGAGCAUUGUAUCAGAGACAUCGGGAUUUGGCGAAAUUACUCUUCCUCCAAAGAUUCAAAGUCAGCCUUCGCCUGCGGUCAUUAGUCCGCAACCUGAUAAUCUGGAACCUGAUCCGGAAGGAUCACUUAUCUACCAUGGUCCGACGAGUAUCAUCCACGGGAAGCUUCCUCAGGCAAACAGGGUGGCUGCGCAUCCGGACAACUCAACACUUGAUGCAAACACUGAUUCGAACUUUGGACAAGUCGCGCAGCAUUUCGGCAUCUCCCUGGAUAAUGACCUUGUUACGAGCGCACUGAUGCACUUCUUCAAGUGGCAAUAUCCGCAGUUCAUGUUUAUUUACCGCGAGGCAUUUCUACGGGACCACUUUGGUGACCGACAGAGUUGCAAAUACUGGUCCUCUGGGCUGGUUCUAUCCAUAUGUGCCCUGGGCCUGUUAAUGUCGCCCAAUGCUGUGCAGCGACGAGCAAGUGAGCAAUUUUUCAGCGCUGCUGAAACGACGCUUAUAGUGUAUGGCUUCGCUCGACCGUCAAUCGCUACCGUUCAGGCUUUUCUAUGUCUUGCGUUUUACGAAAUAGGGCGAGGAAAUAUGUCCAAAGGCUGGGGUUUCUCAGGUAUCGCCUUUCGAAUGGCGCAAGAUCUUGGCUUCCAGAGAGAUCCGAAGAAAUGGGUCUCAUGCGAUACAUCAUUGGCGACCCCAGAAGACAUAGAGAUUCGAAGACGAAUUGUCUGGGGUUGUUAUACCUCUGACAAGCUCAUUAGUCUGACUCUCGGCCGACCAGUCUAUUUCUCACACCAUGAUAUAGAAGUUGAGAACUUGGAACGACUGCCAGAUUUCCCGGAGUUGGAGUUCUGGCUUCCCAUAGGGUUUGACAGCCAACAAGGCGAUUUUGGUGAAACCAAACCAAUGGUUCCAUGCUUCCAAAAGCAGAUCGAGUUGUCCAAGGUCAUCGAGCAGAUACUAGCGACUUUGUCCUCGCAAAGCGCAGCUCAAGAUGGCCUCGCUUGCCGAGGGCACCUCGAUAAACUGAAUUUGGAACUUAGCCGGUGGGAAACGUCUCUGCCACAGUGUGCUCAAUGGAAUAAGUGGGAAACUCCGAGUACUCUCCUGAUUCCGAGCGUGGCUUCUUUGCAUUUACUUUUUCACAGCAUUCGGAUCGUCACCAACAUCGAUGCCGCAGUCCACCAUGAGUCGACGAAGAGUAAAGACUAUUGCAAUUCAUCGGCUCAGAAUAUUAUUGCAUUGGUUCGAAAAUACCGAUCCCAGUACGGGAUGAGAUUCGCACCGUUUGUCCUCAUAUAUAGCUUGGCACAAGCGUCGCGUUGCAUGUCUAUGUUCGGGACGGUGGAAGAGGUGAAUUAUAUCGCCCGAAUACUCGACGAGUGCUCGCGUACAUGGUCGAUAGUCCAUCAAUUGAGAGACGGAGAAGCGCCAACAGUAUCAUGGUAGCGAGUAUUAGGACAUGGAAAUACAGACACCAAUUGCAGUUGGAAUCAUGUUGUGAUAGCAAUGGCGGUUGACUAUAUAGCUCGUCACAGGAUUUACAGAGUACCAUGGCAUGUCUGACGUUUAUUAAACUCACGAACAUGCAACCCAGCUAAGUUCUCCUUAUAUCUAAGGUACAGAGAUUCCCGUUUCAAUACCACUUCUCAGAACCGA
This is a messenger RNA of Fusarium odoratissimum NRRL 54006, 1925 nucleotides long. RefSeq lists its product as uncharacterized. NCBI's taxonomy places the organism in Eukaryota, Fungi, Ascomycota, Sordariomycetes, Hypocreales, Nectriaceae. Gene Ontology annotation, biological process: DNA-templated transcription; regulation of DNA-templated transcription. The coding region runs from base 45 to 1715 and encodes 556 amino acids. Gene Ontology annotation, molecular function: zinc ion binding; DNA binding; DNA-binding transcription factor activity, RNA polymerase II-specific. The transcript has 6 exons. The record is from RefSeq and is a predicted model, not a curated record.